Molecule: messenger RNA, 3439 nt
Organism: Daphnia pulicaria
Lineage: Eukaryota; Metazoa; Arthropoda; Branchiopoda; Diplostraca; Daphniidae
Exons: 7
Coding region: 1277-2860 (527 amino acids)
Biological process (GO): hemocyte migration
Cellular component (GO): membrane
Molecular function (GO): growth factor activity
Source: RefSeq, a predicted model, not a curated record
AAACAGCAUCCCUCUUGAUUGGAGAAACCAACAAUGCCUGCCGAGUAACCUAUCUCUUCUUUCCCUUUCUGUAAAUUCUUCGUGGAACUCACGAGAACGCCGGACGCCUUUUUUUUCCUAUACUGCCUGGAGUAUUUAACUAUUCUGUGGAUAGGGCAUUUGCGGAUACCUGGCCGUAUUUCCUAGGCUUAACGAUAGCCAGGCACAGCGUCUGCUGUGUCGUCUGUGUCUGUCUUGUGUGCUGUUUAUAUAACCUUCGGCGCAGACCACCGUCAGAGUAAAGGAUCCUGCCGCCGCCGUCGCCACCAUAAGCCAAGAAAACGGCGAUCGAGUGCCGAACUUUUUCUUUUUUCUUUUUUUUCCCCGUCGUCUGUGUGUUGUUCUGUGGCUCUUGUGCAAGUGAUCGCGGGGAGUCUUCCCCUAGCUGUCUUCUUCUUCUGAUUGAAAGUCGAGAUAGCCCAGCGCCAACCCAGCGGUUCACCUGCGAUGCUUGGCCAGCGGCCCCAGGUAGAUAGACGGGAAUGCCGAGUAUGAGAAGCCAACGCGCCGCCAUCACCAGAGAGUUAUUGGCAAUGGCCAGUCGGGAGAGAGUUUCGCCAUUUUCCGCGAAUCGCCCGACCGAUAAAUUUUGUUGCAACACUUUGAAAUCGACCCGACGAUGGUGUAGGAUAACAUUUUGACUGCCCGACCUUUUUUUUUCUUAUAUUUGAAAAUUAAUGCUGGCCCCCCCUGUACAGUUGUCCACAUAACUCUCUUCUUCUUCUUCUUUUUCUUUCUGAAUGGAAGGGGCGAUAUAAGUAGAAGCGGCGCGGCCCCCAAUAAUAAUACGCACAUCUCAGACAAACAAGAAGAGAAACAGUGUGGGCCGGCCAGCAGGGAACGACCUCCCGACCCGGGGCUCGACCACCACCACCACCACUCGAUGCGGCACCCACAGCCUCAGCAGCAGCAGCCACUCAUGAAAGAAGAAGAAGAAGAAGACGAAGAAGAGAAGGGCAGUUUGGCUUUUUCUAGUGGCAAUGCUGUAAGAAGGUCAAUCAGUUUGAAAGAAGACGUUGUCCUGUCCUGACGUUGUUAUUUUUUCUGUUGGCUGGGCGACGACGACUGGUUUUAUUUUUCGUGUUGUUUUUAUAUAAUCUGCUUGUUUGUGUUGUUUGUGUCUGGACAAGGUGCCGUUCGCUCUUAUCGUUGUUCUCGUAUCGCGCAAGUGCCGUUCGUUCCGUUUUUUUUUUUUCCCAAUCGGCCGAGAGAAGAACCAGCGCGUAUCUCCAAGAAAAUGAGGAGCGCAACAACGACGACGACGGUGUUGUUGUUGUUGUUGCUUUUACCUGGGCAAUUCCUGCUGUCGGCGGCCGCCUUCUCCGAGGAGUCGCUCAAAGAUCUGAGCCGCCUUCCGCACUUCCAGCGCAUUUGGCUCCAGCGGCUCGACCAGAGCAACCGGCGGAAUAGCAACAAUUUCAGCAGCAGCAGCAGCAGCAGCGCAAAGGUCACGACCUCCUCGGCCCGUCCGUCCAGCAGCACAGCGACAUCCACUUGGACCGAUCCGUCGACUACUGACGAAUCCCUGGAAGAGGUAGUGGACGGAGAUGAGAGAGUGACGACCGUCGGUCCCAGCGCGGUUGGCCGGAAUGCGGAUGCCGGAAUGGAAUCGACGGGCGGCAAAGUCACGUUGACGAUCAGCGAAGCCAAGGAAAGACUCAAGGCCAGGAAGAUCAAAAGCCGGAAGGUGAAGACGGUGAUGCAACAGCAAAAGGAGGAAGAGGAAGAACAACAACUCAACAACCAAGGGCACUACCAGUACAACAAGAAGACGGACAACAUUUUCCGAGAUGAAACAGAAGAGGAAGCGGUUGAGGUGAAGAAACACAUCCAGCGGAUGGCCAGCGCCGGCUGCUCCACUCCAGCCUUGCGGUUGAUUUACGUGCGCCAGCAGCACGAGGCCGCUCCCAACGUCCGCUACCUGCCGGCCUGCACUUGGCUCCACCGCUGCUCCGACGAAACUGGAUGCUGCACCGACGACUCGAAAAUCUGCUCCGCCUCGCACAUCGAGUCCGUCUCGCUGCCAUUUUUCGUGUUGACGAUGACUGGAUCGGAGACCAAGAGGACCGUGACUCGGCUAUCGUUCGAGAACCACACGGCCUGCGAAUGCGUCGGCCGCAACAGCGACCUGAUGCCGCGGACGGAGCCGUACAUCAGCGAUCCGGUCAUCCGCAAGAGUCGGCUGUCGUCUCCGACUACUCUUUUGUAUAAUCACGACGAGAGCAACAACAGCGACGAAGGCAAAUCGAGUCGUCACCAUGAGAACGUCGGCAAGAGCAGCAAGACGAAGAAAGGCCGUCGCCAUGACGACCCGCCGCCGCCGCCGUCGUCUCUGCAACUGGGUCGGGUUGCCACGGCUUAUUCGCCCGAUCCCGCUUUAUUAUUCCACGCGCGUAACGAAGAAGACGAAGAAGAAGAUUCGGCAGGAGCCAAGCGACGAUUUGGCGGCCCUUUGCCCGGCUCCAACUCCUCCAACAGCAGCAGCAGCAACUUGAGCAAAUGUCGUUGCCCUUCGGGAUUCACGCCGGUCGCCAGCAGCCGGAAGAGAUCGGCCUGCGGUUUGUGCCAGUGUCACGAUUACGAUUUCGGACGCAGCAGACACCACCACGGCGGGAUAAGAGCGGCCAAUCCCGCCACCGCACGCCACCAUCAUCAUCAGAACCUGUGCGGCCGUUUGAAACGCGGGCUGGAAACUUUUUCGCCGCGUGACCGGGGGUGCAUCGUCGAGAAAAAGUGCGGGACUCCCGAGUGCAGCUACGGCCGUUACGUGACGUUGACCGGCCGCUGCCCGCGACGCCACGAACUGCGGCCGAGGAGUUGAUUUGAUUCCGAAAUUUCCCCCAAAUUGUUUCGCCUUUACACAUUACCUUCAUAAUGUUUCGACACUUAUUCCGUCGUCCGCCGUUAUGAUUUGUAUCGAUUUUUAGACUUUCAAAAAUCAUAUCACAAUAACGAGUCGAUCAUCCGCUUCCUACAAGCAACAAUUCCCCCCCAGCAUUCGAGAGAUGAAGAAGAAAAAAAAAGGAAAUAUCAGACGCUCCUCGUGUAAUAACCGCGGCCUUGUGUUAAUUCGUUUCCGUCCCAUACAAUCACCCCCACCCCCCUUUCCCGGUACAUAUUUUGACAGCUCCGCUUCUAAUUAUUAACUCUUCCCAUAAUAUUCCGACCUAAACAAAACAAAACGACGACGACGACCAAUGAAAUCAGCCACGCAGGAAACACGGAAAUCGCAUGAGGAUACGUCGAAGAAUGUUGUGUGAUUGUGUGCCACAAGUGUGUGACUGGAUUGUGUAGAAGAAAGAAAGACAGAGUGAAAUUGUUGUGUAUUAUAAAUAGUAAUGAAUAAUAAUAUUGGCCGCCAAAUUGAAAACAAAAAACAAUACAACGAAUUGAAUAACGA